AAGCCCCCGUAAGAUGCUAAAAUGCCGAUUUGCUGGCUUAUCAGCGAAGAGGGUAAUCACAAACCCAUCCGUUUGCCUCAUUUACAGACAGCUGUGCUGGGUCGUGGCCCAGAAACGACUAUCAAAGACAAAAAGUGCUCUCGGGAGCAAGACAAUUUUCUUUGGUCCAAGCCUAGAAGUGACAAUCAAAGACAAAAAAUGCCCUUGGCAGCGAGUUGAACUGAAAGCGGAAUGCAACAAAGGUUAUGUCAAAGUCAAACAGCUGGGUUUGAACCCCACCUCUGUAGACUCUGUGGUGGUGGGUAAAGGCAAUGAGAUCAAAAUAAAGCCUGGACAGCAGCUCCAUAUUGUCAAUCAGCUUUACCCAUACACAGUACAGUUCAAAGAGGAUCCAAAUGGUAACCACAGCAGCACCAAAAGACCUCGAGAGCCGGCUUCAGAGGACAGAGAGAGCCAGAGAGAGGCUCAGACUAUGAAAGCAGCCAAACAGACAGAAGAGAACUCUCUGUCAGUAAGCCACGGAGAACCCAAAGCAAUAAGUGAAAAUGUUGGACAUUGGAGUCAAGGCCUGAAGACUUCAAUGCAAGACCCCAAGAUGCAGGUAUACAAGGAUGACAAAGUAGUAGUAAUUAAAGAUAAAUACCCCAAAGCUCGGCACCACUGGCUAGUCCUCCCUUGGCAGUCGAUUCCCAGUCUGAAGGCUUUGUGUGAGGAACACUGUGAUCUGGUCAAACACAUGCAGCGAGUUGGAGACCAAAUGAUCCAGCAGUGCCCAGAUUCCAGCUCGCUACGCUUCCGCACAGGUUACCAUGCCAUCCCAAGUAUGAGUCAUGUUCACCUCCAUGUGAUCAGCCAGGACUUUGACUCUCCCUGCUUAAAAAACAAAAAGCACUGGAACUCAUUUACAACCGACUAUUUCAUCGAAUCUCACGAUGUCAUUCAGAUGCUGGAAACAGACGGAAAGAUCACUGUGACAGAAGGCACCGGUGAGCUGUUGAAGCUUCCUCUCCGCUGCCACAUGUGUCGCAAAGAACUUCCCACUAUACCAGCUCUGAAGGAGCAUCUGAAGUCUCAUUUUCCCAGAUAACAACAGUGACCUCAGAUUCCAGUACUUCAGCUUCUCAUUGGUUCAAUGUAGGAUUCAUACUAUGUUGAAAUUGUUUGUUAAUUGUGAUGCUGGUUCUAUAAAAAUGUUAAGUUACUUUAGUUUCCUAAUUAUGUGAGUGGAGCUGUGGUUGCAUUUUCAGCAAUGUGCAAGAGGAUGGUUAAUGUGUGGGUGCACAUAGUUCAUGCUGAAAGCCAGAUGCAAGGACAGGUUGGUUCUAAAAUUUCAAACAUGUUUAAAUAAGCUUCAUUAAAAGUUUUCUAAAAACUAAA
This is a messenger RNA of Acanthochromis polyacanthus (spiny chromis), 1377 nucleotides long. RefSeq names its product aprataxin (gene aptx). Gene Ontology annotation, cellular component: nucleus. NCBI's taxonomy places the organism in Eukaryota, Metazoa, Chordata, Actinopteri, Pomacentridae. The record is from RefSeq and is a predicted model, not a curated record. Gene Ontology annotation, molecular function: DNA 5'-adenosine monophosphate hydrolase activity; protein binding; single-strand break-containing DNA binding. The transcript is spliced from 8 exons. Gene Ontology annotation, biological process: double-strand break repair; single strand break repair. The coding region runs from base 14 to 1087 and encodes 357 amino acids.